This is a messenger RNA of Hypoxylon trugodes, 930 nucleotides long. RefSeq lists its product as uncharacterized. The transcript has 4 exons. The record is from RefSeq and is a predicted model, not a curated record. Bases 1 to 930 code for a protein of 309 amino acids. Lineage: Eukaryota; Fungi; Ascomycota; Sordariomycetes; Xylariales; Hypoxylaceae.
AUGCGCGUGGCCGUCGUUAUCCUGGCGGGGAGUGCCGCUGCCCUUACGGACAUCGAGCACAAGCCCUUCAUGCGAAAGAACAUCGACCCGAUCGUGUACCCGGGGAAAUAUGUGUCGCAUAUGCACUCAUUCUAUGGCUCUGAUUCGGUGACUAAGGAUCUGCCAACUACAGCCGAGCUUCAGAAGGGCUGCCCGUCUGGAGAGAAUCCAAACGAUAUGUCCGUAUACUGGGCGCCGACAUUGUACUAUGUGAACGGCGAGAACUAUACAGAGAUCUACCCUGCUACGUUCAAGACAUAUUACGAGCAGAUCGACCAUGCGGAAAUUCCAUUCCCGAACGACUUUUACGCCGUGGCUGGUAAUGCGUCCGCCAAGAGUCAAGCGGACAUCGACGAAAAGGUGACCGCUAUCACAUGGUGGUGCGACGGUAAUGGUCCCGAGGAUCGCAACUCCCGACCUCGCGCUGCCUUCCCACGGUCGACAUGCAGCGCACACAUGCAAGCCAUCCUUCGAUUCCCCGAUUGCGUCGACCCUAACAAGAUCACCGACUACACAUAUGCCGCGCUUCACGGCGGACGCUGCCCACCCAAUAUGAAGCGAAUGCCUUCGCUGCGUUUCUCGGUCAGAUACGACACACGCAGAGCAAUCCCACAGGGAUGGAAAGGCGUCCCACCCUUCAAACUUGCUUGUGGAGAGAUCGGUGACGGUUACUGCUUCCAUGGCGACUUCAUCAAUGGCUGGUUUGAAGACGCAGCCAAGACCAUGCUGAAGGCAAAGGGCCAAGGAUUUAUGAGAAUCGAUGGGGCGCACGGUAACGGGAAAGUCCCGUUUGGCAGCACCGGAUGCAAGACCAGGGACCGAGACCCCGAAAACGGCACGGACGAUUACCACAAGAGUCCGAAAAAUGGACCCAUUGGAAUAUUCGUGUGA